AUCAUAUAUGCAACAUAUUAUCUCCAUUUUGAAUCACUGCUGAUCAGGUCUGAGGUUGACAAUGCUCAGCUCCUUGCAAGCAAAUCAACUGACAGGCCACUCUUGCACUAGACUCCAGCCUAAACUUCCCCUAUGUAAGCCAUCGCUCAGAUCUGGCUCCACAGCAUCCCGAGAAACGUCGCUAAGGAGGAGCGCACAAUGGAUGGUGAAGACGAGGGCGUCGACUCAAGAUAGCUCAGCAGCUGCGGACUCGCAAACGCUCGCAACCGACGUCCCCUCCGCUGAAUCAACUUCCAGCAGUGCGGAUGGAAAGGACGAUGAGGUGGUCUUUUACGAGGGCCCAGGCUCGAAUGCAGAGCUGAUCCUGAGCCUGAUCCUGCUGCCCACACUGAUCUAUGCGCCCCUAUCCAUCGCCUCCAUUGGUCGACGGCUGUGGAUCAGCUUCAAGUUUACCAACAAACGGCUGGUCAUCACCAACACGUCGCCGCUCUUCAAGCGCACAAUCGAGAUUGCUUACAAGAACAUCAAGGAGAUUCGAAGCGGGCCCCGUGGGUUUGGUCUGUGGGGCGACAUGGUGGUCUUCCUCCGCGACGGCUCACGAAUCGAGUUGACAGGCCUGGAGAAGUACAAAGAGAUCGAGGACCACAUCAACCGGUGCAUUUACACCUUGUAACUAGUGCUCGGUAAUAGCGAAAUGGCGGUGGCCUUCAAAUGAUUGCUUUGGAGGAAGGCAGGCGGUUAGGCCGAGCCCACGGGCGGAGAGCUGGCAGCUGAUUCGCCGGCAAUGCUAGGCUGGGCCAGGGGUUUGCUAUGGGCUGGUUCAGUUUUGGUACAAGUUGGGGCGGCCAUGCAGAAACCCUGAUUUGGAAGGUUACAGGGCCCUGCACGAUCAAUGGCAGAUUUCAGAAAUCCGGGAGACUUCUUACAUUGACUAGGCUUAAGGAUGAAUGGUGAAACGUUUCAAUGCUGCCAAAUGAUGCUGCCUUCUGCAUCUGAGCUGAACUAAGCUGGGCAUGCAGGGCCAAUAAGGCUGCGGUGCUGGAAGGCUCGCAGUUCUAAAGCUGAUAAGAGGUUGUCCUAUGGCGUCGUGUACCACCGAAUGACGUCUCCGGCUGAGGUGUUGUAGCUCUACCCUGAUAAACCAUGUUUUUUCGACGCCACAAGGAGGCGUCGAAGUGGGCCGUGUUUUCAUAUUCUGAACCGCAGGCUAGAAGUGGCGGGGAUGGCACACGCGUACUUUUACCAAAGGAAGUGGUGUGUGAAACGCUUGCGCGGGGUGCCAUCUGGUUAUAUUGGCAAUGCGCAAUUAGUUGUCCGUCUCUCGCUCUCUCUGUUGACGCUCGGGACAGGUGAGGUGAUGGGCACUUUACAAGCAUAUCCAGGCCAGCAGCCGUUAUUGGUCUGGCAGCGAGCAGCAGAGGGCAGUGCGGUACACUCUUCCGACGCCCCGUGCAGGGGUGAGCCUUCGAGGGUCGCGAUUUACAAGUCCAUUUCC
Messenger RNA from Volvox carteri f. nagariensis, 1495 nucleotides. RefSeq lists its product as uncharacterized. NCBI's taxonomy places the organism in Eukaryota, Viridiplantae, Chlorophyta, Chlorophyceae, Chlamydomonadales, Volvocaceae. Bases 62 to 673 code for a protein of 203 amino acids. The transcript has 3 exons. The record is from RefSeq and is a predicted model, not a curated record.